Coffea eugenioides is the source of this 4262-nucleotide messenger RNA. Its product is annotated as putative late blight resistance protein homolog R1B-8. Gene Ontology annotation, molecular function: ADP binding. The record is from RefSeq and is a predicted model, not a curated record. The transcript has 2 exons. Gene Ontology annotation, biological process: defense response to other organism. NCBI's taxonomy places the organism in Eukaryota, Viridiplantae, Streptophyta, Magnoliopsida, Gentianales, Rubiaceae. The coding region runs from base 1 to 3705 and encodes 1234 amino acids.
AUGGACGGUUACAUUGAUCGUGUUUUACGAGAUCUGGAUAUCCUCCAGAAGAACCUCAACAAAAGCAAUUCGUAUAAUCCCAUCUUUUCAGACACCAUCAGGAGGAUGAAGUUCCUCAAAACAUUUAUCAAAUCUGAGAUAUCAUGUAGACAGAAGUAUGAUCGAUUACUUCCUAACAUUGAUGAUACAGUUAAGAAAUUUGGAGAGGACAUUCACAUUCUGUCAGUGAGAUCAGAAAGUGAAAGUUUCUCAAAUCUGAUAGGUGUGAGCGAUCAAUUGGUCUUUGACUUUAAAAGACGGAUCGGAGGUUCUCAUGAAGGAAUCGUGCGUGCGUAUGAGCAGAGCAUCUCAUUCGGAUGGUCUUUUGCCACGUUCUACGAGAUUGUGGAAUUCAUAGACCUCGUUCUACAAAAUCUGGUGGAUCUGCAUCUAGUUCGAAAAAAGUCUUAUUGUGCUGCUUUGCGUGCUCAAAUCCAGGACCUUGAAGAAAAGUUAACAUUCUUAAAAAGUUUCGUAUGCUUUGCCAAAUUGGGAGGAUCUAAUCACCACGACUUCAUCCGCUGGCUAGAUCACAUUGUAGCAAUAGCUUUGAAAGCAGCAAGCCUCUCUUACAUGUGUUCCUUUCUUGAUGAAGUUGGUGAAGGGCAUUCAUUUGUUUGCAAAGAUGUAGAAAAGUGUCCCUUCCAUGACGAAAUUGAGUCAGAAUACAUUGGUAAGUUCUGCUCCAUGAUCUGUAAACAAAUUGAGGAGAUCAAGCCUGUUGAUCUUCAAGGGGGUGAGAUUUACAUCGACAUCCUUAAAGCUUCAAAAUCCUCAGCAUCAUCACGUACUAUGAAGAUGGAUGAGCAUAUAUUGAACAACUUCAAUGAUUCUCUCAUAAGUUUUAUCUGGAAGCUUCUAUGCUGCAAUUCCAACUUUAUGGAUUUUCGGAAAGAUGAAUUGGAAAUACUCUUUUCAGAGCUGAGAUUCUUGAGAAGCAUUUUAAGGAUGCCUAUGGAGAAGAAGAAUGAGCUAAAUGAAAAAAUUGGAGGGGGAUGGAGAUUCUUGAGAUGCAUUUUAAGAAAGCCUAAGGAGGAGAAGAAAGAGCUAAAUGAAAGAAUUGGAGCUCUGCUUCGUGAAGCAGGCAUCAUAAUCUGCACGCUUGCUCUGAGCAGAGUAAAAGGAGGAGAUGUUAACUCCUUAGACACCAAAAAAGCUCGUCAUUGUUCUCACAUGCUGGUUAAUAUCAAUAAGCGUAUCAAGCAUAUUACAGAUUUGGCCAGUGUCUCAAGCAGAGGAUGUCUUGCUCCCUGUCAUAGCUUCAAGAUACAAAAAUGUUACAAGCCUUUCAGCUAUAAGCUAUCAAAAGCCAUGAAGUCACAAGCCCUUCGGGAUCUGGCCAGUGUCUCAAGCAGAGGAUGUCUUGCUUCCUGUCGUAGCUUCAAGAUACAAAAAUGUUACAAGCCUUUCAGCUAUAAGCUAUCAAAAAUGUUACCAGCCCUUCAAGUACCAAUGACCCAUGAAGUCACGGUUGGUCAUGAUGAUGAGGCAAAGAAAGUGAGCGAUCGACUUAUUGGAGGACCAGAACAGUUGGAAAUUGUCCCCAUUGUGGGAAUGGCUGGACUUGGUAAGACAACUUUAGCCAAAAGAGUUUACAAUGAUAACUCAAUUAUCUAUAGUUUCCACAUUCGUCUUUGGUGUACUAUUUCUCAAGUAUAUAACAUGAAAGAUUUGUUACUUCAAAUUUUGUGCUCUGAUGGCAAACGUCCUGGGAUCAAUGAAGAGCUCGAAAUUCUGGAUGAACAUGAUUUGCUUCAUAAGCUAUAUCAGAAGUUGAAGGGGAAGAGGUAUCUCGUUGUCUUUGAUGAUGUCUGGGACUUCAGCAUAUGGAAUGACGUGAGAUGUUCAUUCCCAGAUGAGAUGAGAAGUAGUAGAAUCCUCAUCACGAGUCGAUUUUCUAAUGUUGCUUCACAGGUUGAAUGUGGUGGGGAACCUCUCGAUCUUCGCUUGCUCACUGAUAUAGAGAGUUUGCAAUUAUUACAGAAGAAGGUGUUUGGAGAAGAAGAUUGUCCUCAAUCGCUACAUGGACCCAGUGUGGAAAUAGCAAAAUUCUGCAAGGGAUUACCUCUUGCAAUUGUUGCCGUAGCUGGAAUUGUAGCAACUCUAGACCUAGAGCAUGAUGUUUCGGCUUGGGAAGAAUUUGCUAAAAGUUUAACUUCCACCGUGGUCUCUCUCACAGAAACGUGCAAGAAGUCAUUAGAGCUCAGUUAUGAAAAUUUACCACAUCAUUUGAAGCCAUGCCUUCUUUAUUUUGCAGCAUUUGGAGAAGAUGCAAAGAUUGUUACCAGGAAUUUGAUACGUCUAUGGGUUGCUGAAGGGUUUGUGGAGAAUACUGACGGAAAGAAGUUAGAGGACGUGGCAGAAGAAUAUAUGAUGGACCUUAUUGGUCGAAACUUAGUUAUGGUAAGCGAACGCAGCUCGAUGGGAGGGGUCAAAGCUUCUUGUAUUCAUGAUUUGUUACUUGAGUUUUGCAAGUCCAAAGCCAAAGAGACGGAUUUUCUUCGGGUGUUACGAGGAUAUGAUGAGCUUUAUACUUUUAAUGAGCCUCGCUACCCACCUCGAUUGUCCAUUUGCUCCAGUGCAGAAGAUUUUCACAAGUCGAAGCUCUUUUGUCCCCAACUGGGGAGUCUGCUAUUCUUUCGUCAGAAUGCAGGAGACGAUUUUCCACUUGCUGAUGUCUCAUUCCUUUUUUGCAUCUACAAGCAUCUCACAGUUUUGAAUUUAGAGCAUGUUGUCCUGAUACAUAAAGAGCUUCCGACUGAAGUCGAAUCGCUCUGUCGCUUGAGGUAUUUGGCCCUUAGAGCUGAUGCCUUGCGGUUCGUUCCACUAUCUAUAUCCAAUCUCUCGUCCUUGGAAACUUUUUAUCUGCAAUCUUUGGUGGAAGUUUCAUUGCCCUAUACCAUAUGGGAUAUGAAGAAGCUAAGGCAUGUGCGUGUUGGGGGUCGUCUUGGUGCUCGUGUUUUGCCCAGUGAUAAUGUCCUUGAAAACUCCUCCACUUUACCUGGUUUAGACACGCUUUGCUAUCUGAGACUUCCUUUUAAUCAAGAAGGAGAAGCCAUGCUGAGAAGGAUUCCGAAUAUCCGCCAACUGAAAAUUGUGACCGCAGACGUAGGAGAGGAGGUAUGCUGCAACAUGAGUCAGUUAGAUACCCUAGAGUCACUGAACAUAGUCUCGAGUCACUUCCAAGGUCCAAGAAAUCAUUUUGAGCUCUCUUUCCCCAAGAAUUUAAAAAAGUUGCUCCUUUCUGGAUUGAACCUACCCUGGAGUAAAAUUUCAUUGAUUGAACAGCUACCCAAUCUAGAGGUCCUGAAAUUACUUUGUGAUUCAUUGCGCGGCAGAAGAUGGGAGCUGACCGAAGGAGGAUUUCCUAAGCUUAGGGUCUUGACUUUGUCCGAUGUGAAUGUUGUGGAGUGGACAGAGACAGACACUGAUAGUGAUGAUUAUUUUCCUUGUCUUGAGGAGUUAAAACUGGUUGGAGAGUUGAAGUUGGAACGGGUACCUUCUUGCUUAGAGCGUAUAUCAACUCUUGAAAUGAUUAAGGUGUACAUUUGCGGGAAGAGUGACUAUGUCGGAUCUGUUAUAAGUUUAGUACGAGGCAUUGAAGAAGCACAGGAAAACUAUGGAAAUCAGAAUCUGAAGAUCCUCGUCGACUGUCAAGCCUGGUAAAGACAGUGAAGGGCAUCAGCUGGUCCAAGAUGAGGCAAAGCUUGGAAAGAACGGAUGGAAGGAAUGUGGUUGUUCGCAAAGGCAACUUGAAGGAGAAAAUGAAUGAAGUGAUAUAGCAGAUGGGUCAUCAGAGCUCUCAAUGUGCGGAAAGGGAUACUCUCAUCUAGAAUUCUAGAUUGCUACUCAAGAGCAAACAAGACGAGAGAAACUGGGUAUUGCAGUUGUAACCUCAGACUGGAGAAAUAAAGCAAAGGCUGGCUGGUUAUCAUUGAAGAGAAAUCAGGGAGAAGAUGAGAUCUGCACAACAAAGCAUAAUGGUUUUAAAAUAUGCAUCACAAGCAAGGAUUCUGCUGUUAGUGUGGAAGAAGAUGACAGUUGAAGAAGCAAAAGAUUGUGCAUUGCUGAAUUUAGUGAGCAUUGUAUUCCUUUUCUCCUCAAACUCCGGUCAAUUGGCUUAGACAUCUGGACAGCUAUGAAUUAUGAUCUCCUUUUUUUUUUCCCCCUUUUUAGUGAUUUUCACUUUAAGCGCUUUAUUUGAUGUGACUGAUGUAAUUAGC